Punica granatum (pomegranate) is the source of this 1074-nucleotide messenger RNA. The record is from RefSeq and is a predicted model, not a curated record. NCBI's taxonomy places the organism in Eukaryota, Viridiplantae, Streptophyta, Magnoliopsida, Myrtales, Lythraceae.
AUGUCAAACUGCAAAGUUGGGCCUCAAUUUCCCACAUGGCUUCGAGCACAGAGGAACGUUCAUGUGCUGGAUUUGUCUAAUGCAAACAUAUUGGAUAUCAUCCCCCAUUGGUUUUACGACAUCUCUUUUAACAUCGAGAUCCUGUAUCUGUCUAGCAAUGAGUUGAGUGGAGAAAUUUCUUUGUGCACUAUGAAGUCCUUACAAGGCUUGGACCUCUCAAAUAACAAACUGUCUGGGACAUUUCCAGAGUGUUGGAAAAGGUUACGUCAACUGGAAGGAGUAAACUUGGGGAACAACCAGUUUAGUGGCCUGGUUCCAAUAUCCUUAUGCUCUAUGAAAGAGCUGACCUUUCUGGGGCUACACGGCAAUGCCUUCAGUGGGAGUAUCCCCAAAUGCUUAAGCACUAUUACUGAUCUUGAUGUGCUUGAUCUGAGUGGAAAUAAAUUGGCUAGUCGAAUCCCUUCCUGGAUUGGUCGCAUGGUUCAGCUCAAGGUGUUGAAUCUUGAGUUUAAUUCCUUCUAUGGGGAGAUUCCUAUGAGCAUAUGCAAACUCAAACACCUUCGAGUUUUAAACCUUGCGCACAACAACCUCUCUGGAAGCAUCCCCCUUUGCUUUGACAACUUCAUCGCCAUGUCCAACCCAGUGCUCAUUAUUGUGAUAGACCAUUAUGAGUUUGGAGUUGAGGCUCAUCUAAAGAGCAUAACCCAAGUAUACACCAUAGCACUUCGGUAUCUUUUCUCCAUUGACCUUUCAAAUAACAGAUUAAAUGGAGAUAUUCCGACUGGGUUGACACGGCUCUACAAUCUUCAAAAUCUGAACCUGUCACAGAAUGAUCUUUGGGGAGGAAUCCCUCCAGAGAUUGCCGAUUUGAAGAAUCUGGAGUCCCUUGAUUUGUCCAUAAACCAACUCUCAGGCCCAAUACCACGGAGCUUAUCCGAAUUAAGCUUUCUGAGUUACUUGAACUUGUCGUUUGAUCAACUGUCCGGUCCCAUUCCCUCCGGUGCCCAGCUGAGUACAUUUACAAAUGAAUCAUAUCUUGGGAAUGGUGCACUCUGCGGGCCUCCACUAUUCUAG